UGUAAGAUUAAUUAUUUUACGGCUUCAGAUCAUUUAAAAAAAACCAUUUAUGAUUGUUUAAGCAAUAAAAAAUUCCAUUAUAAAAGAUUAUCAAAAAAAGUUAUUCACAGAAUAACAUUAUGGAAAAAUUUUCGGCUGUUUAGCUGCAAUGAACAUAGCAUAUCAAUAAAAAUUGUUAAGUUACAGUUAUCAUUGUAUUCAAAGAAAAACAUGAAGCCUGAAGUCCAUCACAUAAAUCUCCAAAACCAAAUGACAUACUCCAGUUAUUAGAAAAAUUGACAGAUUCAAUCCAACAGGAGUAUUCAACAAGUAGCAAUAUGAGAGUUCAAUAGCAGAGUAUAUAGUUCGUAAAGGCAGGUUGCCAAAUUACCAAACUGUCUUCCAAUGUUGAGGAGUAAAUGGAUGGCUCCAUUGGAGGUUGUUUCCAGGUUAUCUUCCCAGAUCCUUGGGUCGAGAUAGGAGAUGCUUGGAAUGAAAAUAGUGAGGAUUUAUAUACUUUGAGGUUUGCCUCUGAUAUCCAAUCAUCACUUUACAGUUACUGAACAGUGUAGUUCAUAUUUAUGUUUAGUAACAGGAUAUUACAAGGUUGAACAUUUAGGAAGGUUAAUUGAAUUAUAACUUGACUAAACUUACCUUAACUGGUAAUUAAAGAUGACUAAUCAGACCUGUGUUUGGCCAAUGUUGUAUCAUUUUCUUGUGUAGGUUUAUAUAAGUUGCAUAAAGUAAUAUAGUUCAAGCAUAAAAUAUAACCGAGGCUGUACAAUUCUAUACCCUAAUAAAGUAUAUUUUUUGCAAAAUUGAUAAACAGAUGAAAUAAAUUGAUGUUUGUUUGAUUAGUCUGGUUCUGAUUCUGAUUCAUUUUAUUAAUAUAUUAAAAACAUUUUAUGUUUUUAUUCCAUCAAAAUGAUCAAUAUUUGAUUGAUGGUGUCCAGUAUGAAAAUAAAUCUUUUGUGUGAUUUUAUAUUUACUAAUACUAGAACUUUUAUUGCUAUCAUCUGAAGUAUCUGUAUUAAGUGAACAAAACAGAGGUUGUCACCUGUGUUUUGUGUUGACAUGCUGCAGUAAGAAUGUAAGUGAAAGAGAAAGAAAGAGUGUGUGUCAUGUGUUGAGGGUAGGCAACUCAGGUUCACAUCAUUGUCUGUCAGUUUCAGUUGAUAUCACAUCACAGGUGAGGUCAAGUUAAUUAUUUUGUAAAUAUGACAUCACAAACAGGCUAGAAGAAUCAAAACCUAAUUGGAAGACAUCGACAGACACAAACAUUUAUUUUAUAUCUUUGUUAAAUUUUUCUCAGAAAACAUAGUGGCAAUUUUGACUCUAACAGUCAACUAUUUGAGAGAUGUGAAAAAGUGAAGUUUGUUAAUUCAGCUCAUUGACACAAAUGAUAAUGGACAAGAAAUUUGCCAAAAUUACAGCGACUUCAGGUCAAUAUAAACAGUUUGACCUUUACCUUGUCCAAGUGUCAUGGCCGCCAAGUAGUAUUGUAAUUUUUUUUAAUUGAAACUCUUGGAUGGGUAUCAGUCAUCUGAUCAGAAUACACUACUCUAUUUAUGCAGUAUAAAUAGAUUAAUAACAAUCAGAAGACAAAGUAAAAUCCUCUUUAGAUGAAAGACAGUCUCGUAUUACCGGAAAGAGCAGAAUUUGAUAAUUUAUGCCACCUGAAACGAUGAUGUGACCGAUUUAGGCAACGAUCCUCCAGUUAUAUAUGUCUAAUUGUUUUUUUUCCAUUUGUCAUAGUAGCAAGAAUCUCAUCAGAAAUUCAAAUAUUAAAACACUCUUCGCGACUUGUUUUAGUAGUACCUGUGAAUCUGUAUUUAGUUGUGUCCAAAAUAUUAAAAUGGCGGAAGCAGAAAUCAACAACGUGUGUCCUUCUAAUCAGCAAGAAUGGAGAGAGUGGUUAGAAAGUAAUCAUAAGACAAAAGAUGCAAUAUGGCUUGUUUUCUAUAAGAAAAAAUCUUCAAUGCCAAAUCUAACGUGGAGUGAGGCUGUUGACGAAGCUCUUUGCUUUGGUUGGAUUGACAGUGUGAAAAAAUCCAUCGAUUCGGAGAAAUAUAAACAAUAUUUUAGCAAACGAAAAUCAAAGAGCACAUGGUCAAGAAUCAACAAAGAAAAAGUUGAAAAAUUGACCAAAGAUGGUCUAAUGUCAGAGGCUGGCUUAAAGAUUGUACGGAUAGCUAUGGAGAAUGGAUCAUGGACAACCUUGGACGAAGUAGAAAAUCUUAAUAUUCCAGAUGAUUUGGAGAAAGAGUUUAAUAAAAGACCAGGAUCAAAGGAUUAUUUUGUUAGUUUGAGCAGAUCAGUUAGAAAAGGUAUGCUAUACUGGAUUGUUGUUGCAAAACGACCAGAAACCCGAUACAAACGUGUUAGUGAAAUAGCAGAAAAUGCUGGUCAAAAACAGAAACCAAAGCAAUUCAGAUAAGAUGAUAACAUACCUACAAGAUUUUUUAUUCCAGUCCUGAAAUAUUAGAUUUUUGAAUACUUAACAAAACAUUCCAUUGGAUACAAGUGAUCCAUCUAAUGAUAGAAAUCAGAAAAUAGUAUUCAAUGGCUGGGAAUGCUUCAAAGGUUGCCUACAGGCGAAAUAAAGGAGAAUAUUGAAGACAAUGUUCCAUGGAGACGAUGUUCAUGUAAAGCAGAGGGAAAAGAUGCUGGAUGAGGACCAGAAACAUAAGAAGUGUGUGCAGGGAACGUUUAUUUAAAUUCUUCCACAACAGGUCACGUAAUAGGAAUGAGUAGUGUACAUGUCCGUAAGAGAGGUCUAUCAGACACUGUUAACAAUUCACGCGAAAAUUUCUGUGAUUAAUUAGAUUAAUAUGUAAAUCCAUAACGAGGAUUUUGGGACAUGAGAUAAGAAUUGUUUACAACAAACGCGAUCAAUGGUUGGCUGAGCAACACCAAGUUCUAGCUGUCUCGUGAUUUUUUAAGAGGACAUAUCUCUGGCUACGCUUUUAUUCUAUUAUAAAAGUUUCAAUUGUAGCUUAUUGCAAUGUCUGUAAUACUGAUUCACUUUUCUCAAACUCCAUUAUUCUCUAACCCAGAAGCAACUCUUUAUCUAUGCAUAUCUUUCAGCAUAAUUAUAACAUAUGUGCAGAUUAUAUAUCAUGUCCGGAAAUCACUUUCAUUGCUCAUCUCCAACAUUCAUUCUAUUUUGAAUCACUUACGUGUCUCACUCAGACCAUUCUUACAUUUGUAAUUGAGUGUUGAUUAUUUAGGUGAUGAAUCAAUAAAUCCUUCUUUAGAAAUUUUAACAGUUGGAACACUGAAAAAAUGGAGUACAUAUCUUCUAAUCGUGUGAGAGAGAAAGGUUGAAAAAUAUGUUGUAAUAUUUUGGCAAAUAUAUUCAUCCUUUUCAAAGAAUUUUUUCUUGCUGAUUCUCUAAAAACAGUGCAUAUUUUGAUCAAGUGUCAAUUUCUGACAUAAUAGAACAUAUAAUAGAAUUAUAUAAUAAUUGUUUAUUGAAUAUAGCAGAAAAUGGUCAAAAACCUAUGUGUAUAUAGGGAGUGAAGCUGUACCCAGAUAAAACCAUACCAGAGUUAAACAGUACUCAUAAUGAGGUUAAAAUGUACCCUGUUGUUAACUACAACAGACAAAGUUAUAAACCAAGAAAAUAAGAACUAUAAUUUAAAAGUCACUAAUUAUAAAAAUCAAAAUAGAAUUUAGAGAGAAAAUGUACCUCCACUACAUACAGAAUCUCUUUCUUAAAUUAUGCUAUCAAUACCAUAAACUGUGCCGACAGGUUCAAUAUUA
Molecule: messenger RNA, 3744 nt
Organism: Dimorphilus gyrociliatus
Lineage: Eukaryota; Metazoa; Annelida; Polychaeta; Dinophilidae
Source: the annotation of a GenBank genome assembly